AUGUCGAACAAGGAAAAGGUGAAGGAAGGAACGAAAGGUUUCGCAAAGUUGGAUAAAUUUGCUGGCCAAGAUUUCAGACGCUGGCAAAAGAAGAUGCAUUUCAUGCUGACAAAUCUCAAGGUGGUGUACAUUCUGAGUACUCCCAUGCCCGAGGCUGUUGAAAAUGAAACUCUGGAACAGACGAGGAGGCGGAUGAAGUGGGAGAAGGAUGACUACAUAUGUCGGGGUCACAUUUUAAACGGUAUGUCUGAUUUCCUAUUUGAUGUGUAUCAAAAUGUUGAGUCUGCUAAGGAAUUGUGGGAUUCCCUCGAAGCCAAAUAUAUGCCAGAAGAUGUCUCUAGCAAGAAAUUUCUUGUUGGUAACUUUAUUAACUAUAAAAUGGUUGAUUCAAGGCCUGUCAUGGAACAAUACAACGAAUUGUUGAGGAUAUUGGGACAGUUUUCCCAAUAUGAUAUGAAAAUGGAUGGAUCCAUUUCUGUCUCUAGUAUUAUUGAUAAACUGCCACCUUCUUGGAAGGAUUUUAAAAAUAAUCUGAAACACAAAAAGGAGGAAUUGAACUUGGUCGAACUUGGAAAUGAUUUCCAAAUUGAACAAUCCAUACGUGAUAUGGAAAAUAGUUCUGUUAGUAAUACUAAAAACAUGGUUGGUUCUUCCGUGAACAUGGUGGAAGAGGGUGAAUCCUCAAAGGCUGGUAAAGAGAAACGUAAGUUUCAAGGGAAACGGAAGUUUCAAGGGUAUAACAUGUGGCAAAUCCGGGCACUUCAAGAAGGAUUGUAA
Salvia hispanica is the source of this 777-nucleotide messenger RNA. The record is from RefSeq and is a predicted model, not a curated record. NCBI's taxonomy places the organism in Eukaryota, Viridiplantae, Streptophyta, Magnoliopsida, Lamiales, Lamiaceae.